Messenger RNA from Caretta caretta (loggerhead turtle), 4678 nucleotides. Lineage: Eukaryota; Metazoa; Chordata; Testudines; Cheloniidae. The record is from RefSeq and is a predicted model, not a curated record.
AGGGCAGGGGGCGGGGCAGCCUGCGGAAGCGCUUUCCCCGUCGUGCGGGUCGGGACGAGGGUCCUGCGAGCAAGGCCCCUGGUGCAGGCCGUAGGAACAUUUGAUUGAAAGGAAGAACUUCGUUGUUUAGAAAUUAACUCACUCAUGUGCCUUAUUCCAAAUUCAGUACACUCCCUUUGAUACAUCACAUCUGUUUGUCGUGGGAAUAUUUUUAAGGUUACAAACUGAGAAAGAAGGAGCAGCAGAUUAAUUUUUAAGUAACAAAGUUCCUAUUUUCAUGAACAACAACAAGCAGAGAAGGAAAAAAGUACCCAGAACAUAUUAGAUCAGAGCUGAAUUGCUUCAAAACAGAAUAUUUUUCAGUUUUCCAUUAGGAGUCAGUGACUACAUUUUAUUCGAUAGUUUCAGUAUGUUUCUGUUACAUGUACAAUAGAACCUCGCCAAUACGAACACCAGAGUUACAAACUAACUGGUCUGCACACCUCAUUUGGAACCAGAAUUACGUGAUCAGGCAGCAUCAGAGAAAAAAAAAGGCAAAUACUGUAUGACUAAGCAAAAUGGCAAGCAGUAGGAAGCGCAAACGUGUCACACUUUCAAUUGACACAAAACUAGAAAUAUUAAAAAAACUAGAAAGUGGUGUUAGCCUCAGCAACAUAGCAGUAGAAUAUGGUAUUGGGAAAUCCACCAUCACCGAUAUUCGGAAAAGCCAGGAAAAAAUAAAGCAAUUUGCAAAAGAAGCCAAAGACAACGGAACAGUAAAAAGCAGGUGUAUUGUACGCAAAGCUGCUGAUGAUGCUUUUGAUAAGGCAAUGCAUCUGUGGUUUGCACAAGAGAGGUCAAAAGGCACUCCUAUAAGCGGUGUGAUGGUUACAGAAAAGGCAAAGUUACUCUACCGAGAAAUGUAUCCAGACAAAGGUGAGAACCAUUUUAAAGCAAGCACAGGAUGGCUCUGUCGGUUCAAAAAUCGGCAUGGAAUACGGCAGUUGAGGAUGCAAGAAAUGUUCCUGACAACUGACUGGAAUGCUGCUGGUGUAUUUAAAAACAUUUUCAAAUCAUUUAUUGAACAACAUGAACUUACUCGGGACCAAGUGUUUAACUGCGAUGAGACUGGCUUGUAUUGGCGCCUGCUUCCAAACAAGACUCUGGCAGACAGUUCAGAAAAACAGGCGAAGAAUUUCAAAUCCAGUAAAGAUCGGGUCACGCUGAUGGCUACCGCUAAUGCAAGCGGGGAUUUCCGUCUCCCAUUGGUGUUCAUUCACAAAAGGGCGAAACCUCGCUGCUUUGCAAACGUCACUAUGUCAGCUCUACCUGUCCAUUACUACAGCCAGCGCUGUGCUUGGAUGGAUAAAGGCAUUUUCUCCGACUGGUUUUUUAAACACUUUGUUCCGCUUGUGAAAGACUACCUUACCUCAAAAUCGUUACCUAUCCGAGCUGUGCUACUGAUGGAUAAUGCGCCAUCUCACCCUGCCAUUGAAAAUCUAUUGACGGAAGACGGAAGCAUUCGGUGUUUGUUUUUGCCACGAAACGUCACCAGCCUCGUUCAGCCAAUGGACCGAAGUGUUCUGGAAAACAUGAAAUGUCGAUACAAGCGAAACCUCUUACAGCGAUUAUUAUUGGGAUCAAUGCAAUUUGAAUCUUACACAGAUUUUUGUAAACAGCUGACAAUCAAAGAUGCUGUCUACAUGUGUGCCGAGUCCUGGAGUGAGAUUAGCUCUGAGUCUUUGAGACGCAAAUGGAAUACACUUUGGCGGUGUAUUGAUAACACUGAACCAGAUAAUUUGGAAAACAGUGACCGGAUGGAAAUAAAUCAACUAGAUUUUUCUAAAGAGCGACAGCUUUUGGAUAUCACCACUGAGGAACAGGAGGAAUGGCUAAAUGCAGAUAAACAUGAGAACGGACACCCUAUUCUUACUGACCAUGAGAUAAUUGAAUUGGUACGAGAAACAGCACAACCAGACAGUGACAGUGAUAAGGAGGGGGAGAAUGCCAAGAAGGUCCCACACAUGCAAGCAGAAGAGUGCUUCACUGCCUGUCUUCAAUGGCUUGAACAACAGCCUGAAGCCACACCGAUUAACCUAAUGAUGCUUCACAAGCUACGCACCUUGGCAGCAAAAAAGCUUGUGAGCAACCUCAGGCAAAGUACCAUUAAAGAUUUUUUCAAGUCUACAUAGUUUAUGCUGUAAAGUUAAGCAAGAAAGUUAAGUUUGGAUACUUUUCUUUUUUAAAUUGUCGUUAUAAAGACUAGUACCAGUAUGUUUUGCUGCCGCAUUUUUUUAGUGCUAUUUGAAUGGACAUUUAAAUUGGUGGCGCUUAUGUUGGCUUUUUUUUCAUGGAUAACUAACGCUAAAAAAGAAGCAAGAGAAAUUACUUAAAAUUGAAAUCUGGUAUUGUGUUAAACGUAAACUACUAGAAAAAGGGAAAGGUGUUUUUCUUUUUUUUUAAAAGAUUUGACAAGGUAAGGAAACGGUUUCUGUGCUUGAUUCAUUUAAAUUAAGAUGGUUAAAAGCAGCGUUUUUCUGCUGCACAGUAAAGUUUCAAAGCUGUAUUAAGUCAGUGUUCAGUUGUAAACUUUUGAAAGAACAACCAUAACGUUUUGUUCGGAGUUAUCAACAUUUCAAAGUUAGGAAAAACCUCCAUUCCAAAGGUGUUUGUAACUCUGAGGUUCUACUGUAUUGUAUAUUAUGAGCUCCCUCUGGUGGUCACAGUUGGCACUUAACUUCCCUGUUACGUAUUUAUUUGACGAACAAUCACUUUGCAGAGCCUAUGGGGGUGUGAGCCUAUCAGAUGCUUAGCAUUCUGGCCUGAUCCAGCAAAACACUUAAGCACAUCCUUAACUUUAAACAUAAGGGUAGGCCCAUUGACUUCAGUCUGUUGUGCAGGAUCGAACUCUUCCUGAACAAUGGAGCUAACUGCUCAUGGUAGUAAGCAUUAUGCUUGGUGUUAAGUGUUUGCCGUUUCAGGCCUUACGCGGGCUGACUUUGAUAUAGGAGGGAGACUAUGGUUUUAAAUCAUGCUUUAUUAAAAUUCAGUCUCCUGGUUGUUAGUGGUUCCCACAUCUGUUGCAUCUUAGUUGUUUUUUUAUCUCUGUUUGCAAAAAUCUCUAUAAUUCUGCAUUAAUUGUGUUUUCAAAAAGGACUUUCGCUGUCAGUGUGACAGAUGUGGCAAUUUCCUUAAAUAUCAUGGUCCAGCCUUAUUGAAUGACGUUAAAGCUUAUUGAAUUAAUAUUCAGUAUCUUAGGAGUUCAUUAUAUUAAAAAUGAAAAUGUGUAUGUAUUAUCGUGGGAUUGUAUAGAACAUCUCUAGGGAGGAAACCUGGCUAAACGUUUACCCUAGCAAGUGUUAUGAGCUUAGAAGACUCUUUGAUACAAUGUCCUAGACAAACAAAUUAAAGUGGGAUUCCUAGGAAAUAUUUGGGAAGAGGUGAAGGAAACUUCUCACCUCUGGACCCACCCUUUGACCCUGUGCUCUGAGGAAAAAAGUAAAGCAGACCUGCUCAGGCGGUCUGACUUUGCUGGGGAAUUCACAGUGUAGACAGGGAACUGCUCAGCCUGGAAAGUCAUAGAUUCCAAGCCCAAAAGGGGCCAUUGUGAUCAUCUAGUCCAGGGGGUUCUCACAACAAAUUUUUGGUGGCCUCAGAGUGCAGCCACCAACUCUUGCUGGUGGUCGCUCUGAUAAUUUUUCCUAAAAUACUUAACUUUAGGAAAAACAAAUAAAUAUGCACAUACACACAUCCAAAUCAUUGUAAUUUAUUUAUAUAGGGGAUUUUUUGCAGACUCAAUAAUAAAAAUAAUGGACAGUUCUGUCUAUUCUUUACUGCACCUAAAGAGAAUAGAAACACAAAUAAGGUGUUUGCAUGUUCUUGUCUUUUUGCUGCUGUUUCUUUUGCUUUUUUCGUUGCUUUUUUUUUUAGACUUAGUAGCUAGCAAGUCUGCUGCUGUGAAAAGUGAUAUUUGUAUAUUAAUAUCAUUUUUACAGCCUCCCAGCUAGCUUCUAAGUCUUGUAGCCAAUGAUUUUAGUUUAUUGUUCAUUUAUUAUGUGAUAUUAUAUUAACUAACAUGUUAUGUCCUAUAUAAUCAUUGUAUGUUAAAUAGAGUUAAAUUGUAGGAUUGUAGAAGUAUAAGAUUGAUCAGUAGUUAGGAGGGAUCAUUAUUUAUUAGGUAUCUAAGUAAAUAGGGCUGAAACGCAAGGCCUACAGGCUGAGGCCUGUAAGAUUUCUGCUUAGCCGUGCUAGGCUUAAGAAAUGCUUGACAUAAGUAAGUGACCAAAGAAUGACCCUAUGCCACAAGAUUAUGGGAAAAGAUGUACUAAUGGGUGAUAUUCCAAAAAAUUAACAAUAAGAGUAAUAUUUUGCUUACAAGAUACGUGGUAGUCACAUUUUUCUAACACAUGCCCUAACCACAGGGUUCGCUAUGGGUGUAAAUGCUAAUGAUGUAUAGUCAGAAUCACACUUUAAAAAGAGGGCGCCCAGAUUAGGAAAAUUGAGCUCCCUAUGGGAAACUCCAGCAGGAACCAUCCCUCUACUGAUGAUCAGUUAGCAAGGCAGCCAUCAGACCUUAAGAAUAUCAUUAAGGAUGUGAGUAUGGCUAUAUAUGUAACUUGUGCAUAGGUGUGUAUGGAAUUUCUAUAUGCUUGGGUAAUCAUAACUUUAACUGUAACUUUAAUAAAACUUGGAAAACAGA